Messenger RNA from Melanotaenia boesemani (Boeseman's rainbowfish), 3713 nucleotides. It is a transcript of the gene gfra2b, whose product is annotated as GDNF family receptor alpha 2b. Gene Ontology annotation, biological process: nervous system development. Gene Ontology annotation, cellular component: external side of plasma membrane; signaling receptor complex. Lineage: Eukaryota; Metazoa; Chordata; Actinopteri; Atheriniformes; Melanotaeniidae. The transcript has 10 exons. Bases 657 to 2123 code for a protein of 488 amino acids. Gene Ontology annotation, molecular function: signaling receptor activity. The record is from RefSeq and is a predicted model, not a curated record.
GUCUAUGCUUCUUUGGAGGGAGGAAGGGGUGAGGAGUGGAACGGUUUUUGAGAAUUCUCUGGUGAUCGCACACACCGGGUUUGCUAAAGGAGACACCGGCGGACGCACGAGGCAGCUGGAGUGGAUUACCGAAAGACGAGCGUGCCAUUACGCAUCACGCAGCUCCGGCGCGAAGCGAGUUUGUUCAAGUGUUCUUGCCCCUGUGAAGUAAGAGGAAGAAGAGGAGGAAGGUGGCGGUCCGAACUCCAUCUGCGGUCACACGCCGACCGAACACCGAGGAAGUUGUCGGGCUGCGCGCGGAGCAGCAACCUGGAUGUUCACUGGGUCACAACAAGGAGGGAAGUGUUUUACUUCGACCUUCAUGGACCGACUGCUCAAGAUGACCCGUGGAUACUCACGCCGUCUCAGCGGAAUAUGUAGUCCGUGAUGGACAGUGCUUCCACUUCUGUGCUGGUCUGAUCAGGGGACUCGGCUCGAUUCGGGGUCCAGUCUGCGUUCCUCCACCAUGUCGGUGGAGAGUGAGUGAGAGACAUCGAAGCAGACAGACAGAGAGAGAGAGCUAGAGUGAGAGAGAGAGAGAGAGAGAGGAGACCGGGCAGCGCGUGAGACCGACCCCCCACCCCUCGUACCACCACCCCCUGAACCAUCCUUCCACCAUGACCUGUGGGAUUACAGCUGGACGCGACAUGAUCCUGAUUAACAUCAUCUCUCUGGUGUUUGUGUUGGAUGUGUGCGUUUGUGAGUCGAAGCUGGGCCCCCCCGGCUGGAGGGAACCUCUGGACUGUGUCCGAGCCUCUGAACUGUGCAACCAGAACAGCCAGUGCAGCUCGCGCUACCGGAUCAUGCGCCAGUGCCUGUCCGGCGGGGACAAGGAGCGCAGCACCAUGCUGGCCUCUAAGGAGUGCCAGGGGGCUCUGGAAGUGCUGCAGGACUCGCCACUGUAUGACUGCCGCUGCAAGAGGGGCAUGAAGAAGGAGCUGCAGUGCCUGCAGAACUACUGGAGUAUCCACAUGGGCCUGACUGAAGGAGAAGAGUUUUACGAGACGUCUCCGUACGAGCCAAUCCAUUUCUCUGAGGAAUUCAGACAUGCCUCCAUCAUCUCAGACUCUUCUUUGUCGAAGAUGAGCCCCUGCUCCGAGGUGGGAAAACCCUGCAACCCUUGCCUGGAUGCAGCAAAGGCAUGCAACCUCAACGAGACAUGUAAACGGCUGAAAUCUGCCUACAACUCCAUCUGCAGCAAGGCCACGCCCCCACAGUCCUCUGCAGCCAAUCAGGAACCCUGCAGCAGGAAGAGGUGUCAAAAGGCCCUGCGUCAGUUCUUCGAGCGGGUCUCAUGGGAGCUCAGCUACCCCCUGCUUUUCUGCUCAUGCCCAGACCAGGCGUGUGCUGAGCGUCGCCGCCGCACCAUCGUCCCGUCCUGCUCGCACCAGGAGAGGCACAAGCCCACCUGCCUGGACCUGCGACGCACCUGCCGCUCUGAUGCUCUGUGCAGGUCUCGGCUCGCUGAUUUCCACAUGAACUGCCAGAUGACGUCUAACACCGUCACCAGCUGUCCUCAUGACAACUACCAUGGCUGCCUCAUGUCCUACGUCGGCCUCAUUGGCUCAGACGUAACACCGAACUACAGCGACAACAGCCCCUCCAACAUCACCAUCAGCCUGUGGUGCACCUGCAGAGGCACCGGCCAUCAGGAGCACCAGUGUGAUGCCUUUCACCGUGACUUCACCCACAACACCUGCCUGAAAAACGCAAUCCUGUCCUUUGGUUACGGCUCAGAAGGAGGAACUGCUUCUGUAACCGAGCUGCUGGCCACCUUCCCACCUCCCGCCCAGCCGCCCGUCAUCUCCAAACCUGCUCCCUCGCUGCAUGGGAACGCCAUCAAGCCUAUGGACAGCGCUUGUAUGUUCUCCACCUGUGCCAACCUGCAGGAUGGAGGUCAGAAGUGCAUUCCCCCGGAUGACUUUGAGUGUGAGACUCUGCUGGCCCAGGGGUCAAUAAACUCUCAGGACUCUCUGGGACCCAAAAGCAGCAGCUGGCGACCGGCUCCGCUCCAGCACCACAUCUCUGCCACCAUGUGUGUGUCCAUUUUGUCAGCGCUUCUACACUACAUCCCAUUAAUGUGAACUCAUUCGCAUAUCUACAUGCACACACACAGAAACACACAGACACAGUCAUAAAUUUCAACUAACAGCAUCGAUGACGGACUUUUCGGAGGAUGGGUUCUGGAGGACGCUCUGAUUAGUCGUCGCAGACACACACAGGCCAUGAGGCAGGAGAGUGGAGGAAGCUGGACUGUGGUGUGUUUUGUGUGUGUGUGGCUGAGGGAGGAUAUGAAAGGCAGACUCGGAGAGACUCUUGGGACUUUGGAUCACAGUGACUUCAUUCCCAAUGCUCCGUGUCUGCGGGGUUUGUAAGCUUUCUGUGCAGGCCGGCUCAGACUCAUUCCCUCCAGCUCCUCUGAACCUGAGACAGCUGGACUGAGAAACACAAGGCUCAAGCACGUAACCGAACACACACAUGCACAUAUAAAACACAACAGCAAGACUAAGUUGGCCGCGUCCGAGAGGGGAAAAGAAACGUCAGGGCUGGACAGAUCCCUCUAUGAUGUUUGUCAGCUCAAUUUAUCACUCCCUUGGACCUCUCUUGUGGCAAGAAAUCUAUAUGACAUACAUCUAACACACACCUACACACACAAACGCAUUGUGUCACCUUCCCCUUAGACCUCGUUAGCGGGCAAACAGGGUCCCCACAUGGACACAAACAUUCAUGCUGUACACCAGUGUGCUUUUGGCGGGUCUUUCUCUUCAUUUUGUCGUCAACAUUCAGUAAAAACUUCAUUUAAUGUGGAAUAUGAAAAAGUCCAGUGGAAGAGUGUAUAUUUCACAUAGGUGUAUAGAUGUGUGUGUGUGUGCUUGGGCGUCUGUGGUUGAGUGUGGAUGUUUCUGUGCAUGGAGGCAAACAAAGGCAGGACACAAAAAUGUUAAAUAACACAAGACGAUAGCUGUGAAAUGUGAGUUUAUCUUCAGAGCAGAAAUAUUAAAGCAGAGCUGCAACUAUUAGUUGGUCUUUUAGGUUGGCCUGAACGUUAACUAGAUUUUUUUUAUUUUUAAACUUCUUUGUUUUGCUUUAUCAUCAGAUGAAAUAAUCUGAAAUCAACUGUGACCUCAGUGGAUAAUAACUUUUUACACAUUAUCAACCGUUAUAUAAAAUUAUAUAUAAAAAACAUAACAGAAACCUGUUUUCUGGUUAUGUAGGGAUGGGAUGUACAAACUAGCUUAAACAUCAUCUGCUGUGCCUCAAGCCGAUGACUGUAACAGUGCUCAGACCACCUUGACACCUUCAAGCUCCAUUAUUGCUGUGACAAAUACAUCAUUAACAGUGACCUCGACAUCCUCUCCGACACCACAAAUUACCCCUGACAUCCCCAGACAGCAUGGUGUGUUUAGAUUGAAUGUUACACCCUGCUGCACCAUUUCUGCAGAAUUUUACAAGGAAAUAUUCGUCCCUCAUAAAGAGCGAAUUUUUCAUCUUCGUGUUCAACAUCAACAAUAAGAAAAGUGAUGUUUAAAUGAUCCUUAAAUGUUUCUGAAUGGAUUUAAACAAAGACCCGUAACUUCAAAUAUGUUGUUAAGUCAACAAAUUGAGGUGCUUUGAAGGUGUUUUAGGCCCUGUUAAUGGGACAGGCACCAGCCUCAUCACACACACACAUUUAU